AUGGACCUCACAAGCGCGAUACAGGCAUGGGCAACGUUCAACGCAAUUCCGGCAACCACGGUGCUGGCGUUUGUGCGACCGGAAUGGAGUCUUGUAACGGCGCGGAGUUUCUUGAACAAUCACAAAGGGACAUUACACCUGGGUACAUGCAGCUUCGGUCGGCGAGGCAGGCCCAUGUUAGCAGUGCGGUGUAACGGAGACACGCAACGAUUGCUGCACGUUGCCGGCGUCCCAGGGGACAAAACAGAGGCGUUUUGGCGUUCAGAGCUAGGCCUGGCGAUGAAUCCCAGCUCAGAUGCCCCCCAACGCGGCGCCGCACCUACAACGUACGAACCUCCCUGCUGCCAUGCUAGUCCCGGCUCAUGUGGGUGCAGUGGGUCCGCUGAGGCCGGAGUGCCAGUGGCAACGCCGUCAGCCGUGGCAAUACUGGCAGAGCCACAUCAGCUUCCACAGCACCAAAAUCCUACAUUUCAGGCCCAGACCUCGUAA
Messenger RNA from Volvox carteri f. nagariensis, 489 nucleotides. RefSeq lists its product as uncharacterized. The record is from RefSeq and is a predicted model, not a curated record. The transcript is spliced from 2 exons. Lineage: Eukaryota; Viridiplantae; Chlorophyta; Chlorophyceae; Chlamydomonadales; Volvocaceae. Bases 1 to 489 code for a protein of 162 amino acids.